UUAUAGAUAUAUAAAUGAACAUAUUUCGUUAUCUAUAUUAACAGCUGGCAGAUAUUAAAAAUAUAACGUAUAUAACGUAAAUACAUAGAUAUAAAAUUUCCGUUUGUUAAGACUGUUAUCAACAUAAUAGAUUUUUUAUAUCAUUAUGAUUCUUCCUGUGAGAUAAAUAGGAAAGAAAAUCUUUGUUUAAAUUAACAGAUUGAAAAUUAUUUCAAAGUUAUCUACAGAACAGUGCAAAUUAGAAGGAUGGCAACUGAAGUCAUAGAAUCACAACCAUUUAAGAAUUUACAAGAAUUAUAUGAUAAUGUGGAUAAUCUAAAACCAUGGCCUGAUAUUAAGAAACUAAGAGAAUCAACAGAUUAUGUGUAUAAUGGUUCAGAAAUAAAUAUACAAAAGUUGUAUUUGGAAAAAUUUGAUAGACAAGAACAACCAAGAACAUUAUUAUGUCAUGAUAUGAAAGGUGGUUAUCUACAAGAUAGAUUUAUAGAUGGAUCAAAGUCUUAUGAGUCUUAUUUGUUUUAUCAUUGGAGUGUUAUUGAUACAUUUGUAUACUUUAGCCAUUAUUUUAUUACUAUUCCACCUUAUGGAUGGAUUAACGCAGCACAUGAUCAUGGAGUUAAAAUUCUUGGUACUGUAAUAACUGAAAGAGAAGGUAUAUGGGAUCUUAUACUUAUAUCUCAGGAGGAUGUGAGAAAAUUUGCAGAUGCACUAAUAGUUGUUGCAAAAUUUUAUAAAUUUGACGGCUGGUUAUUAAACAUUGAAAAUGUGAUUAAAAAUGAACAAAUCAAUAAUUUAAUUUAUUUCGUGAAAUAUCUAACAGACAAUAUUCAUGAAGCAAUAAAAGAUUCUGAAAUUAUAUGGUAUGAUAGUGUGACUAAUGAAGGAACAUUAAACUGGCAAAAUGAACUUAAUAAUAAAAAUAUAGACUUUUUUUUAAAUUGCGAUGGUAUUUAUUUGAACUACAAUUGGAAUAAAUCAAAACUAGAAAAUAGUUAUGCACUUGCAAAAAAUCAUAACAGAAAUGUUCAUGAUAUUUAUGUAGGACUAGAUGUUUGGGGAAGAGGGUGUCCUGGUGGUGGUGGAUUUAAUUCAACAUAUGCUUUACGAAAAAUACGGCAAGAAAAACUUUCGGUCGCAAUUUUUGCUCCUGGUUGGACUCAUGAAUUUUUCGGAUCCAAAACAUUUCAAGAAUUAGAAGAUUUAUUUUGGGCACAAUUGUUUCCUUAUUUAUAUAUUCAUGUACUUAUCUACGAAGAAGAAAUAUUUAAAACAUCAUUUUGUCGUGGAAGUGGUAGUUUGUAUUAUAGCUGUGGUGAGAUACAAUUAGACAUGCGCAUUGUAGAAGGUAAAAAUAUUUGGGAACAAAGAUCAUUUUAUAACUUAUCCAAGCAAAUGCCACAAAUAUCUGUACCUACACCACAUUUACAAUUUACAUAUAUUCCACAACUUCCUGAAUCAAAAAAUGAAAACGAUCGAAAUGAGUGUCCAAAACAACCGAUACAAUAUAUUUACGAAACAAAGAAAAACGUUAUUCGAAUAUUAGAAAAUGUUAUAAAUAUUCAAGACAAAAUGCCAAUACUUGACAUAAAUUGCUUCGAAUUUUGUAAUCAAUUUUCUUUCGAAGGUGGUGGUUGUUUAAAAUUAAUUACGAAUGAUCUUAGAUCGUAUCAUAGAUUAUUUCUUGUUCAUAUCGAAUUCCAACAAGACAUUGAAGCAACUAUCAUUUAUGAAGAAAUGAUAUCUUCUAUGACGAACGGAACUCGAAGUGAACCAAUUUUAAUUUUGGGCAAUGAUACUGGCUUAAAAUCUAUUAUCCAUUAUAAAUCAGAAAAUUUAAACUCAAGAUGGAAGAAAUGUGUUUAUCUGACGAAUAUGAGGACUGUGAAUGAGAUUGGUAUAUCUUUCGCAAAGAAGAAUAUCUGUUAUCUAGGAGAGAUCAUUCUCGAACAAAAGGGACAUCUGAACUAUUCGCUUUUAAAUUGCGCUCAGCAUGUGAAAAAGGCAAUCGCUUGAAAUUCGGCUGUGUAAUCGAUGCGAUCCAAUGAUUUGUCGGAGCAUGGCCCAAUACCGUUGAACCGUAACCAACAAUCAACAAUUUCACUGACUACAGUGAUAAAGUUAGCGCCAACAAUUUUCAGGCGUGCAACAGUCACUAAUGGGGCACCAUUCAUUACGGACUUCUAGAUGUUCUCGAAGCAAACAAGUCAUGGGCCGAUUGCUCAUUUGUUUUAGCAGUCACAGCGCAAAUGAGAAACCCAAAUUACGUUUUCGAGCUGUUACAUGUCGCAACAGGGACUAUUUGUAAUCGGAGAAUGUGGCCAGUUCAUUGAUAUUCCUGCGGUUAUCGGGUCGAAUUUUUUUGCGGUUCUAUACCUGCUGUUACACUUUGCAUUAUAAGACUUCUUUUCUAUUCUUUUUUUCUUUUUCUCUUUCUUUCUUUCACGAUGUGUUAUUUCACUCGUCAGUUACAUCAAGUAUAUGCGUAUAUACUUUGCAUUGUAAUACAUACGGUUGCUUUCGAUUUGCAUGUAACCUUUUCGAGCGCAUUGUUUUUCGAUUUGCACGUGGGUAUCAUACUUUUCUACUUACACCAUAUGUAAGUCAUAAGUACUUGAACAGUUUGGUCAACUGGUAACGGUAUUUGAAUUUAACCAAAAUGUACAAUAGGUCUAAAGAAAAUAACCAUAAAUUAUUUGAAAAUUAUUAUUUUCAUUCUUUUUACGAGUCAAUUAUUACUAAUAUAAAGUAUAUACUUUUUUGAAUAUGUAAUUUUAAAUAAAAUAAAAAAUUUAUAUA
Messenger RNA from Apis laboriosa (Himalayan honeybee), 2796 nucleotides. It is a transcript of the gene ENGase, whose product is annotated as cytosolic endo-beta-N-acetylglucosaminidase. Gene Ontology annotation, cellular component: cytoplasm. The transcript is spliced from 8 exons. The coding region runs from base 247 to 2013 and encodes 588 amino acids. The record is from RefSeq and is a predicted model, not a curated record. Gene Ontology annotation, biological process: protein deglycosylation. Gene Ontology annotation, molecular function: mannosyl-glycoprotein endo-beta-N-acetylglucosaminidase activity. NCBI's taxonomy places the organism in Eukaryota, Metazoa, Arthropoda, Insecta, Hymenoptera, Apidae.